Messenger RNA from Blepharisma stoltei, 2708 nucleotides. Lineage: Eukaryota; Ciliophora; Heterotrichea; Heterotrichida; Blepharismidae. The record is from the annotation of a GenBank genome assembly.
AUGUCAGAUAGGGAAAGAACUAUGUUUAAUCUUGGCCAAGCCAGAAAGCCAAAACCUACUUUAUCUUCAGCCCCUAUUGAAGACAUAUCGCUUUACCCUCAGCGUCGACAUUUAUCAUCAGACAACUCAACAUUAUCCCCUACAUCCAUGGAAAUUGAUUUACAGACCAUCUUAAGAAGAAUACAAAUGGACUUAAAUUUAGACAAAAGAGAGAUUGAUAUCUACCAGCGAGCUUUAGAUAGUCAUUACUUGCUAAAAACAACAGAAGAAGAAAAACUAUCCCUUGCAGAUGAUGAAAAUUUAAUUAACGAUUUAGAAAGAAUGGCAUCUCGAGAUGGAAAUAGGACGAUUUCAGGCACAAAGUUAAAGGAAAAUAUUGAAAAAUAUGUAAAAGCAAAAAUAAAGGCAGAAAAGCUAGUUAAAGAUUAUGGGAGACCUGAUAAAGAAGAACCUGAAAGACCAAGAUCUCCGAGUCUGCCUACAUUUUCAACAGCUUUGUCAAAGGAAUAUAUUAUCAAUGCCCUCCCCAGUAUUUCUAUCUAUGAAACUACAAAUGAGCUCAAUUCAGCUAAAAAAAUUAUUGAUAUUAUCAUAGAACAGACCAAUAAUACUCGAGGAAUCCCAAAUCGAAAAUCCGUUAUACUGUUAUAGCUAAUUAUCAAGUAUUUAAGGUGUCUGAUGCCCGUUCCCUAAUAAACCAACUGGUGAUGUCACUCGCGCCGAACCAAAAUGGAGGUUAGCCCAACCAAAUUGGUCAAUGCCAACGGAAACUCCAGGGCCGCACUUCUCACACGGCGCAAUGCUGUCACCCUUGUCAAACUUGGCUCCAGCGCGUGUUCCGCCUAAGAGUCAUCCUCCCGUGAGAAUGUGCCAAGUGGUAAAGCCCCAAGCAUCUUAAAUGCACUGAGGAGCAGUUCCUCUGGUUAUCCCCAGAGUUAAACCGCUGUUGCUGUGCAGAAGUUCUCGAAGUAAAGCCAAAUCCAUAAAUAAAAUUCAUGAGGAGAGAAAAUUAGCAGGGCUCUCGUACGAAUGCCAUUUUAUUUAUGAAAAUCCGUUAUACAGCUUUACACAACUUAUGCAAUAAAUUAUUUGCAAGGACCAAUAAAAACCAAAAAAACAGCUCAAAUCAGCGAAAUUUUAAAAAAUCAGCUUGAAAAAGCUGGAAAAAGCCAAUAUGAUUUUGAAGCAGUUUUUAAAGCUCUAGAAUUUGUAUGAAUUGAAGAAGAAGAAUAUGAAAUUGAGCCUGUAGAGCCAGUUAAGCCACAUGCGGCUAAGGUGAAAGUAAAAUCAGGAAGACCUGGAGAAGCAGAAGAUAUUAAAUCACUAAAAGAGGCAGCUGAGACGCUAAAAAAUAAUAAUUUGCAAACAGAAAAAGACAUUGAAAUGCUGAAAUUGACGAUUGAAAAAGCUGUUAAAUUAAAUUAAAUUGGGAGUCUUAAGCCAUUCCAGAUUUGAUGCCUCCACAAGCUUGCGACUACCGACAAUUGCUUGCUAGGGGUAGCUAAGCUGCCUGAGCCCUAUCAGCAGUAAUCUUCUCUUGGAACUUGGGCCUUGCGCUGCAUCCCUGAGCUUCGACGGGCUAGGAAGACCCCUCUAUACUGUGGGUCUCACGGAUGCUAUGGAGGCAAAGGGCUAGCCCGAUGCCUCCUGUCGGCCACCUUUAUUAAGGGUGGCAUCCAGAAAAAAAAACCACGGCCCUUAGGGAAAAAAUUUAUGGCUUAAAACCAUCCGGAUAAUCAACACCUCGAUCACAUAUGGCCUCCAUACAGCAAGCUUAGGGUUAGAAUCAAAAGGCCUGAACCAGCCUAGGCUAUAAAGCCAUUUGGCGCUCAAAGUGAUGCGUCGUCAGCAAGGGAAUAUUUUUUCGCCACCACCAUAUUAAUUAUAAAGCAGUUAAGGAAAAAAAUAUUUUAGAAAAAAAAUUGCAAGAAAAUGAUUUGUUUUUACAAAAAAAGCUUGACGAAAAGAAAAAUUAUGAGCAAGAGCAUGAGGCUUAUUUAAAUCUGCAGAAAAGACAAAUUGAGCUUCAAGAGCAGCUAAAUGGACAGCAGCAAGACUUAGUAAAUAAAUCCAGAGAACUAGAAAUAUUGAAAAACCAGUAUGAAAGCCAUAUAAAAUCACAAGAAGUGCUCUUUGCUGACCAAGUUAAUGAAUUAAAUGAAUUAAGACAAAAAAAUCAAGACGUAGAGUAUUAUAUAAAAAUGCAAUGUGAAAUCAAAGAAGAAAAUCAGAAAAUUCAGAGAAAAAUUGAAGAAAUAAUGAAAAAUGGGACAACAAAGCAAGAUCUGGAAAAAUAUUUUAUUCAAACAGAUCAUCUGAAAGAGCGCAUGCAACAGCUGAAUAAUGAGAAAAAAUUGAUUGAAAAAAAUAACACAAUUUUGGAUGAAGAGCUGAAUUUUGUAUUGCAAUAUAAACAAGAUAUCGAUAAAAAUCUGAUAGAUUGCUAUAAAAAAAGAAGUGAAAAUCUUGAUAAUAUAGAAGAAGAGCUGAUAUCAAGAGAUGAGGACUUAAUUAUUAGGGAGCAAAAAUUUAGGGAUCAGUAUGAUACGAUAGAAAAAGAGUCGUUAAUUGCAAAAAGAAAUAUGAUCAGUUCAAUUGGAAACGAAUUUUCUAAAGCACGCAGCUUGCCCGAUCAUUAUGCUUUAUAUUUUGGGAUUUGUGUUAUUUCUUUUAUAAUCGGAAUUUUCCUCUCAAAAGCCGAAUAUUAA